Molecule: messenger RNA, 842 nt
Organism: Vigna radiata var. radiata (mung bean)
Lineage: Eukaryota; Viridiplantae; Streptophyta; Magnoliopsida; Fabales; Fabaceae
Exons: 10
Coding region: 60-842 (260 amino acids)
Source: RefSeq, a predicted model, not a curated record
UACAUCGUCUAUCGGUUUUUGAAUCACCGCGAAACUCGUUUCUCCGAUUGUGGAAGAAGAUGGAGGAGUACUUGCAGUACAUGAAAACUCUCCGCUCUCAAAUGAACGACGUGGAGGAUGAAGCGGCGAAGAUUUCCGUCGAAGAAGAAAUGCAACUGACAAACGUACGCACUUUGGAAAGCGACAUUGAAUCAGCAAAAUCGGGAAUUACGCAACUCAAGGAAGACACUGAGAAGAUGAGGGCCGCAAAGGGCGAGAUAUGCUCGAAGAUAUUGGAAAAACAGAAAAGGAUUGCCUCUUUGGAGUUUGACACAAUCAAACUCUCCCAGACUUUGGAGCUUAUUCAGCAAGAGAGAGUUGGGUUAUCUUCCAAACUCUCAGAGAAGAGAGCAUACUAUAGCAAGGUUGCAGAGGACAUGAAUGCCAAAUUACAGAAGCAACAGGCCAACGGAAAGGUUGUGGGGGAAAUAAGUAAAGCUGAAGGCAUGGCUCUAUACUUUAGUGUGGGGAGUGUUGUAAGGACCAAUUUAAUCAAUGAAUUGGAUUCUGCUAAAGCAAGGCUUGAGGAGAUUCUUACUCUGAAAGCCAAGGUUCUUACCGAGAACACCAAGAUAAAACUGGCUAUCGAGGAUGUGAAGUGCAGAGAAAAUGAGUUUAAGCCGGAGCUGAAAGCAGCAGGUUUAACCGCUCUUGAAGAGGAAUAUAAAGCUCUUUUGUCAGACAAAGCUGGAGAAACUGAAUACUUGCAAUCUCUAGAGAAACAAGUUGAGAAACUUAAGGAGAUUCGUCACGUGGUAAAAUGUGCUUGUGGAGAGGUAUACAACGUCGCUUUAAAUAAGUAA